AUGGAACCGGCUGGGCCUGACGGUCUGGUGUGGGCCAACUUCACGGAGUACAGUUAUUACUACAUGUACUACGUAGAUCCCGUAUUGCAGGAUGCCUACGAUUGGUCGGAUGUCAUCAACGCCAUAUCGACGAAGGGAAUCAUUCCGUUUGGCCUACUGACAAAUUUAAUCUUCCUGUUUGUGGUGAUUCGAGUGCGUGCCAUGCACACGCCGAUUAACAUCCACUUGUCCAAUCUGGCGGUGGCCGACAUGUUGUUUCUGCUUAUCAAUGUGUUCCAGUACGCGACGGGAAUCGCUACUUUGGCCACCGGCGUCUUAACUUAUCUCCCUUACUUGGCAUCAAUGCUUUUUGUCACCGCAAUGGCUGCGGGUCGCUGCUUUGCGAUUUACUGCCCGUUCCGGGCGCGGACGGGCCCAACCACAUGCCGCGCCGUUGUGGUCGCAGUUGUGGUCUGGGUGGUCUCGCUCCUGUUCAGCGUGGCUUUCAACCUAAUCGUUUACUCGCAGAGCGUGGAUGGCCUGGUUCUGAACCUCCUUUACCUGCUCAUCAACCCGAUAUUUUUAGUCGUCAACGUGGUUCUCUAUGCUUGCGUGAUCGGUGGGCUCUUCAAGCACCGGCGGAUUAACGCGAGCACUGCUCUCAGCCAGCGUCGACUAGUCUUCAUGCUGGUCACCAACACAGCGGUGUUUUUCGCAUUCCACAUCGCCGCGACAUCCUUCAACCUCUACGCCAUGUUCAAUCCGAUGCCGAGGGCCACCGCCGUGAUUGGCCACGCCCUCAUCUACAUGCUCUCGUUCCUCAACUCCAGCGUCAACCCACUGGUGUACACCGCCACCAACGCCGAGUACCGGGCGGCCUUCCUGAGCGCUUUCACGUUUCCAUGUUGUCGUGGUUGUCGGUUCGGCAAGAACAAGCAGCGAACAAACUACAUCGCGAUACGGGAACGUGCCCGGACGGCAUCAAACUCAAACGGACCAAUGAACUGCUACGAACUCCGGGACAUUAAUCCAAAUUCACUCACUACAGACGUUCCAGAGUUUGUGACUUAA
Messenger RNA from Patiria miniata (bat star), 1050 nucleotides. RefSeq names its product neuromedin-U receptor 2-like. The transcript has a single exon. Gene Ontology annotation, molecular function: G protein-coupled receptor activity. The coding region runs from base 1 to 1050 and encodes 349 amino acids. The record is from RefSeq and is a predicted model, not a curated record. Gene Ontology annotation, cellular component: plasma membrane. NCBI's taxonomy places the organism in Eukaryota, Metazoa, Echinodermata, Asteroidea, Valvatida, Asterinidae. Gene Ontology annotation, biological process: G protein-coupled receptor signaling pathway.